GCGCCCGGCCCUGAGGCGCUUGCGCACUCGGAGGAAGCCCCUCGCUCGGGACCGAGGACCGGGAGGAGGCGCCUGCGCAGGGCGUGUGCCCAGAAGGAGGGAGCGCGUCUGUCUGUCUGCCUAGCCGAGCCAGCGCCCCGGUCUCAGCUGUCGAUCAUGUCUAAGUCUUUGAAGAAAAUUGUGGAGGAGAGUAGGGAGAAGAACAUCUUGGAGGUGGACAUGUGUGAGCGAAACAUCUCUAACAUGGUGGACGUACCUGGCUUGUUCACUCUGUCUCACAUCACGCAGCUGGUUCUCAGCCACAACAAACUCACAACUGUGCCUCCGAACAUUGCAGACCUAAGGAAUUUAGAAGUACUUAACUUCUUCAACAAUCAGAUUGAGGAACUGCCGACCCAAAUCAGCAGCCUUCAGAAACUGAAACACUUGAAUCUCGGCAUGAACAGGCUCAACUCCUUGCCACGAGGAUUUGGCUCCUUACCAGCUCUGGAGGUUCUUGACCUGACUUACAAUAACUUAAAUGAAAAUUCCCUGCCUGGAAACUUCUUCUAUCUAACCACCUUGCGUGCACUCUAUCUAAGUGACAACGAUUUUGAAAUCCUGCCACCAGAUACUGGGAAGCUCACAAAGUUGCAGAUACUUAGCCUUCGGGAUAAUGACUUGAUAUCACUGCCUAAAGAAAUUGGCGAACUCACUCAGCUUAAAGAACUUCACAUCCAGGGGAACCGACUGACAGUGCUGCCUCCAGAACUAGGUAACUUGGAUUUGACUGGUCAAAAACAAGUCUUCAAAGCAGAGAACAAUCCCUGGGUCACCCCUAUUGCGGAUCAGUUCCAGCUUGGCAUUUCUCAUGUUUUUGAAUAUAUUCGUUCAGAAACAUACAAAUACCUUUAUGGCAGGCACAUGCAGGCCGACCCUGACCCUCCAAAGAAGAACAAUGACAAAUCCAAGAAGAUCAGCCGUAAGCCUCUGGCUGCCAAGAACAAAUAAGGACCCAACUUGUCCCAUUCUUCCAUAUUGUUUUGCAUGAGUCUCUCAUAUAUAUAUAUAUAUUUACCAAGUGAAAUGGUUAUUUUAUAAAAUAAAAGCAAAAAUGCCCUUUUCUAUAUACAUCCAUCCACAAAGUAUGAACCGCCUUGAUUAAUGAGUCCAUUAUUAUAAGACAGGAUAUAAAUGCAGUUAAUACUAAAAUUUAAUAAUUAUUAGCAGUUACUGCUUAAAUUCUGUAGCCAUUUUUAAACUAUGGUAAGCCACUUUAUCUGCUCUAGAAACACAGCUGAAAUGUCUUUGGCUUAAUUCACACAGCCAGCUAUGCUUUACUGCCGCACCAGCCCAUGUGUCAUUCAUAUUUUAUGUAAUACACUGUUUGUUAAUAAAAACCCCUUUUUGUACCAUA
This is a messenger RNA of Eublepharis macularius, 1396 nucleotides long. RefSeq names its product Ras suppressor protein 1 (gene RSU1). The record is from RefSeq and is a predicted model, not a curated record. Bases 157 to 990 code for a protein of 277 amino acids. Lineage: Eukaryota; Metazoa; Chordata; Lepidosauria; Squamata; Eublepharidae. The transcript has 9 exons. Gene Ontology annotation, molecular function: protein binding.